Prorocentrum cordatum is the source of this 1206-nucleotide messenger RNA. NCBI's taxonomy places the organism in Eukaryota, Dinophyceae, Prorocentrales, Prorocentraceae. The record is from the annotation of a GenBank genome assembly.
AUGAUGUUUGUUCAUGCCACCGUGCGUGCCAGGUACCACCUUUUCUGUGAGCCUGAGGCCGCCAGCACUGCACGCGAAGUUCUUCAUGUUCUGAGCGCGCGGUCCGCCUUAGCCUGCCCCCCGCGACCGCUCUUUCAUCCCGUGCAUCAUCCUUUUUUGAUUAUGCAGCAAGUAUUUGUCGCGGGCUGCCGCCAUGUGCGGUGCGGGGAGGGCCGCCGCCACGCAACACGGGCUCUGCCCCCCGCGCGGGGAAACGCGCCUGCUGCCUCGGUCCAGAGCGCGGCUCCCCCGCCGCCCCGCGCAGCAAUGCGGGCUGCCGGGGGGGACGCCCUCGUCGCAGAGGCGACCCCGCCGCAGGAGCGCGCGGACGCGCCCGGGCCGCCGCGGCGAGCCUGGUCCGUGAGGUCGAGGCAGGGGCGCCUGGCGCUGGGCGUGGUCGCCGCGUCGGCCCUCUCGGCCGCGACCCUGCUCGCCGCGGCGGCGGCCAGGCGGGCCCUGCGGCAGGAGCGCCUGCGCGCCCCGGCGCAGCCGACGGGCCCUUCUGCUGGGGCGUCGCCGGGCGCGGUGGCGGAGUUGGGGCCGGCCUGGGCCAGGACGAGCUUGACGGGGUGCAGACGCAACGCCGGCGCGGCUGAGCCCCGUGGUAUCCACGCCACUGCCGACCAGUGCGGGGCAGCCUGUGCCGCCUCCCCUCGCUGCAAAGCGUUCGGCUACCGCGCCCAGCGGUGCGCCGACGGCGAGGGCAGCGGCUCGGCGCUGGCUGGCCCCGCGUGCCUCGUGUGGGAGGGCGACUGCGACGAGGAGCCCAGCGGCUGCUGGGACCUGUACAGGCCGGCCUCGCUGCGGCAGCUCGCCGCCGACGCCCUGGUGGGCGCGCAGGCUGAUACAGAUCUGGGUUUUGAAUUGCUUCGAGUACUCGGACAACCCGCAGGGGUACUCGACGUAUUUCUUCUCUUCGUUCAUGUCGCACUCCUGCUUCCCGAAUGCCAUAUGGCAUUACCAGGACGACGAUCACGUCUUGCGUGCCCGGAGAGAUAUCAAAGUCGGCGACGAGGUGUGCAUCUCGUACCUCACGGAGGACGGGCUGCUGCAGUGCGCCUCCAUGCGCAGGUGGGACUUGCACGAGACGAAGCACUUCUGGUGCACGUGCGAGCGCUGCGGCGGAGAGAAGGACUUCAGCCGGGGCUUCCGCUGUCCCAAGUGUGA